AUGUAUGGUCAUUCCGAACCCAAGCUUGCAUUUACAGAUAACGUUGCCAGUGACAAGGCAUUCCUUGAAGAUGCCUGGCCGUCUCUUCGAGAGUCUGUGGUACCAGUUGAAAAGUAUCCAGAUCUUGAACCACUUGCCGUACCGACACCGCCUAUUGCUAUUUUUGUAAAAAGCACAGCGUCUGCCAUAGACGCUGCCAUGGCCUCUAUUCUUGAUGAUCUUGAUCCAAGUCAUCCUGACAAAAAAAUCGUGAUAGGGUUUGAUUCCGAGUGGAAUGUUGAAGUAUCAUCUAAUGGCCAUAUUCUGCAUCGAGGACAAACAGCUAUUAUUCAAAUAGCAUAUAAAUCAUCCAUAUACAUUCUUCAGAUUGGUGAUAUGUUAGCAGGCGGUACACUUCCAAGUCAGCUUAGGAUUUUAUUGGAAAAUCCAAAUAUUGUGAAAGCUGGACGGCUUGUUGAAGCCGAUUUAAAGCAUCUUCAAACUGCUUCCCAGUCACCCAAACCUUUUGUUGGCGCUCUUGACCUUGCCAAAUAUGCAAAAGACAAAAUGGUAAUAUCUUCCGCACGAUGCAGUUUGGCUGAUCUAUGUGCAUUGGUUUUGGGAAAACGAUUAAACAAAAACGUUCCCGAGCGCAUUAGCAGUGCUUGGGAAAAUGAAAUCCUUACUCGCGAUCAACUCGCCUAUGCAGCCUGUGAUGCAUAUGCUUGUAUAUGCAUUUACAACAAACUUUCGACUCUUGAAACACCGCAAGUUCUUCCUUCUCAAUUUAAUGCAGGCAUUCCUGUUCUCUUAUUCAACACCGACAAGGCAUCUGUGAUUGCUCGAGGAAAAAUUUCAUCCCACAAAGAUGAUAGGCAACUCGAUGGCAUCAAUAUUACUACUACAAGAACUGCUGUCGACAUUGAAGAAGUAUUUGUCCCUGGUGCACUAAUCAGCAGUCAUCGGAACUGUUCACUUGCAUCAUUUGGGACACCACCAUUUACUCUUGUCUGUUUACGAAGUCAUUUAAAGACCUUUUCGCCAACAUUUUGGACACAUCAUUCAAGUCAGUCGGACUCGUCUUCUAGAGCUCAAACAAGCCCUAUGUCUCUAGAUCAGUCAUCCAAUCAGGAUCUAUUGACUGCCAGCUUGGCAGAGUUGGAUGAUAACGACCUCUCACUUGAUGCAACUUUUGAUGAUGAUUCAAUUCCUUCAAUCGGAAAUCUUGUUGUUGAAAAUCAUCGGCCUACUAGUGCACCUCCUAUAACCACAGACCAUCCUCGCAAUAUUGACCCAGAAAGUGCAUCGUUAGGCCAACAAGUACUGGACCAGUAUCCAAAUACCUGGGACAGUACAAUUCGGAGCCGGGUCCUCAAAGACGUUUUCCAUGUUUUCAACAUGUUUCAUAUCUCCUCAACACAUGGUUUACGUGCAGAGUUUGCCCGACAGCUUCGGGAUGCAAUAUUUAUUCCUGACGGUGAAGACCGUGCCAAAAUUAGUGCAUGGGGCGCAAUGCAAACACCACCAUUGACUUUUGAGCAAAUCCAAAAGCUUCGUCCACGCUGGUUAUGGAAACGAUGUAAACGAAUCAUUCCACCAGCUGACAUACUGCAUGGAUUGCUAAAGAAGGUUUUUGAAACUUUUGGCCCCCUCAAAGAUGCUACAACAGGUGCUCCUUUGUUUAACUUUAAUGAUUGGAAGACCUCGGGCCAUAUUCUUGAUUUGACACGACGCGGUUUUAUAUCUGAUCCACCCGGAAUUCCUCUCUAUGCGGCAAUAGGGAUUGAUAGUGCAGCACCAAGUCUCACUAUCUAUCGAUGUUUUCGUGGAACAAACAUGACAGAGGGUGGAGUACAUACUCAUCUUAGAUCACAUCUUCCAUCGUCGGGUGCAUCAGUGCAACAUGUUUACUCAUGCCUUGCUGAUUUCACUCUGCACCACAACCUUGUGGUUGGAACAUUCAAUAGCACUGGACAAAAGUAUCGCAGCCAUUUCUCAAUCUGGUUAACCAACAGCAUUCAGGAGCGAUUGUCAUUUCUUCACGAUGUUCUAAUAAAUCCCGUGGAAAUUACUGGAUGGGUUAACGGAAACCUAUACAUUCCUACCACCGAAACGUUAGGCAUUCUUCCGAUUCCAACCAGCAUUCGCAUUGCAACUGGGAUGUCUGAAUUUAUUCCUAGCAUUGACAAAAAGCAACGUCAUGCUUUUCUAGCUCAAAUGCAACACACACGAAAGCCCAUUCUUCCGAUUCAUAACGACAUUGAAAAGCAGCUUUUCCGAGAUCUUAUGCAAGCCAAUCCCGACUACAACUCUCUGACAUCCGGCCCAAUCUGGAAAAAGGCCGUGAAGGUCUGGAAUCACUACGCUGAUAUCAAUUCAGAGAUAUCAUACAAGUUAAUUGAACAAUUAAAAUCGUACUAUGCACAUUGGAAAACAAACCUCAAUGUUAAAGAGUCUCUUUUUACAACAUAUGACAUUCGGAAACCAUUGGCAGCAAUCCUUAGCAACCCAUCUCGCUCAGUAACGGCACCCCGUGUACCAGAGAAAACUCUGAAACCACUGAGUGUCGAUGACGGACUUCUUCCAACGUCCGUUUCUGUUGGAACCUUUAAUACAAAUCGUUCAGAGGUGCAUGGUAACAACAAAGACACACCUGUACACGAUGACCAACAGACACCGUUGCAAAGUGCAAAUUCCGACCUUUUGCUGCCCCACUCAACAACUCGAAAAACCUUUACUACCGCGACAAAUCUUGCAGUACACAAUCGUGUAAAUCGCGAAGCACUGUCUGAGAAACGUAUAAGGGAAAACGGCCUCGUACCUGUGCAAAAUGCGGCUCCACACAAUGUUCGGGUCGCCAACGGGUCAAGCAUUGCCACAACCGUUGUCGUGAUUGUGGAAAUGUCAAAUGCAAAGGUCGGUACACCAAGCGACCUGACAAGCCUUGUUAUGUGGGAUGGGUAG
Messenger RNA from Psilocybe cubensis, 2943 nucleotides. RefSeq names its product Werner syndrome ATP-dependent helicase-like protein. The record is from RefSeq and is a predicted model, not a curated record. Gene Ontology annotation, molecular function: 3'-5' exonuclease activity; nucleic acid binding. The coding region runs from base 1 to 2943 and encodes 980 amino acids. The transcript is spliced from 5 exons. NCBI's taxonomy places the organism in Eukaryota, Fungi, Basidiomycota, Agaricomycetes, Agaricales, Agrocybaceae. Gene Ontology annotation, biological process: nucleobase-containing compound metabolic process.